ACAACACCACCACCCGUCACCCUCUCUCUCUCUCUCUCCUCUAUCUUUCUCUCUUCUCCCCUAUCCUUCUGAUAUAAUGUGAUUAGUGUAGUUGAUCCGCUACGGUUUAGCUCUCUCUGUCUCUCUCUGUCUCUUUCUUCUAUAUAUCUCUGUCUCCCACACAGGUGAUAUUCUCAGUGUCUGACUCACCCUACUCUUCUGACCCAGCUAAUCUCCCACUUAUCUAGGGGGAGGAGAGGGGAGGCGGCAGGGAGAGAAACACGGGGACAGAGAGAGAGAGAGAGAGAGGGAGGGAAACAACAGCGGAACAGACAAGAUAAAGAGAGAUGAAGAGAAAACGAUAACGGGAACGGUUUGUGGACAACGAGAAAGAAAGGAAAGAAAGAGGAGGAGCUUAAGGAGACGGAGAGAGAGAGAGGACUACAGACUACAGUCUGAAGUAGACCAUGGUAGAUUUGUUCCUAGGUCGUUCACUAGUAUGUAACAACAGAGACCGUGUUGAGUACGAUACGGAACGGGAGGUCAUACUCCGUCUCCAGAACCGGAUCCUGCUCCUGUUCUUCGGUUCAGUAGACAGCCAACGGUGCAAGGAGUUCGUCCCCACACUUAAGGACUUCUUCAAGCGUCUAACAGAUGAGUUCUACGUGGAACGCUCCGCCCAGUUGGUCCUUCUGUACAUCAGCCUGGACCAAUCAGAGGAGCAGCUGGAGAACCUCCUCAAAGAGCUGCCCAAGAAAUGCCUGUUCCUGACCCACAAUGACCCCUAUCGCAGAGAGCUGGAGUCUAUGUUUGAGGUGGAGGAUGUACCGAGGGUGGUGGUGCUGCGUCCAGAUUGUUCUGUUCUAUCUCCCAACGCUGUCUCUGAGAUAAGCAGCCUCGGAACCAACUGUUUCCACAACUGGCAGGAAUCAGCUGAGCUUAUCGAUAGGAACUUCAUGCUGAACGAGGAGUUUGAUGACAAAAAGAUGCGGAGCGUCACUGACCCGAUACGCCGCCUCAAAUACAAGGUGAAGAAGAAGAAGAGGAGGCGGUGGGGGUGGGCCAACCAGAAGGGUGUCCUCAGCCCCAGGCCUACCAGGAGGGUGUCCUCUGACCCCUCAGCCCCAGGCCUACCAGAAGGGUGUCCUCUGACCCCUCAGCCCCAGACCUACCAGAAGGGUGUCCUCUGCCCCAGGCCUACCAGAAGGGUGUCCUCAGCCACAGGCCAACCAGAAUGGUGUCCUCUGACCCCUCAGCCCCAGACCUACCAGAAGGGUGUCAUCAGCCCCAGGCCUACCAGAAGGGUGUCCUCUGACCCCUCAUCACCAGACCUACCAGAAGGGUGUCCUCUGACCCCUCUGACCCAGGCCUACCAGAAGGGUGUCCUCUGA
Messenger RNA from Oncorhynchus kisutch (coho salmon), 1370 nucleotides. RefSeq names its product nucleoredoxin-like protein 1. Lineage: Eukaryota; Metazoa; Chordata; Actinopteri; Salmoniformes; Salmonidae. The record is from RefSeq and is a predicted model, not a curated record. The transcript has 6 exons. Gene Ontology annotation, biological process: photoreceptor cell maintenance. Gene Ontology annotation, cellular component: mitochondrion. Bases 447 to 1370 code for a protein of 307 amino acids.